This is a messenger RNA of Pocillopora verrucosa, 1883 nucleotides long. Its product is annotated as C-reactive protein. Gene Ontology annotation, molecular function: calcium ion binding. The record is from RefSeq and is a predicted model, not a curated record. Lineage: Eukaryota; Metazoa; Cnidaria; Anthozoa; Scleractinia; Pocilloporidae.
AUGGGACUUGAAAACACUUCCCUCUUUGUCUUCUUUCGAGGAGUUAUAAUACUCUGCGCAGUUUUCCACGCAGGAGUAGAAUCGUCUGCCCUUUCUCGAUCAACAUAUUUCACAACGUUGACAAAUAGGCGGCUUAAAGGUUUUGUCGUGAAACGGUUUAAGUCGACCAGUCAAAUUUGGUGUAGUCAGUCUUGUUUGAAAAACGCCUGGUGUACUUCAACAAACUUCAAACUUACUCCUCAAACUUCCAAGUCUGAUGGCAAAGGAACUUGUGAACUAAACAAGCACGACGCUAUCAAAGAAAACGCACAUUUACAGUUCGAGGCGGAAGUCAUUUUCUCAACACUUAUUAAGGAUUGCCGACUAGCAGCCAGCACCUGUUUAAAUGGUGGUGUGUGUUUUUAUGACGAGAAAAAGCAAACUUAUUCAUGCCAAUGCAAGCCCCCUUGGACCGGAGAAACUUGUGCUGAUCUGUUUACCUGUGACAGCCAUCCCUGCAAAAACAAUGGAACUUGCACAGACGAAGUCAACGAAUAUAACUGCAGCUGUGCACCAGGAUUUUACGGGACACAGUGUGAAAAGAUUGAAGGCCUGUCUUGCUCAUCAGCUUACCGAAUGGUCUUUGGACAGCCUAGCAUAAAGAGUUACACCAGCAUAACAAACGCCAUCUCGUCUAGUCUCUCGGAAUUUACCAUGUGCCUUUUUGUCAAAAUGAAGGAUACAAAUUUGAGUGGUGGCCAGUGCCUCUACAGUUAUGCGACUACUGGAGCACCUAGUGGGAAUGCCUUCUACGUUUGUCUGUUUCAACCAGGAAUUAUUAUAUCUAUAGACUCGUCAUAUGAUACGGACACCAGAGUCAAAAUUAUUGAUACCAUGUGGCAUCACAUUUGUGUUACCUGGAAAAACACCAAAGGCUACUGGCAGUUUUAUAUGGAUGGACAACUUCAAAGCAAUGGAACAGACCUGAAGAAAAAUCAUCAGAUACCAGACAGCGGAACAGUUGUCAUUGGACAAGAUCAAGAUAAAGUCGGAAGGAAAUUUGAUACCAAACAGAGCUUUGGUCCGGGUGAGGUAACAGAAGUCAAUCUUUGGAGCAGAGUCCUUUCAGCGGAUGAAAUUGCAACUCAGAAGGCAAACUGUGACAUCGCACAAGCAGGCCUUGUUCUCUGGUGGGGACAAUUUAAAGGAACCUCUACUGGUGUGAAAAUAGUCGAGCCUUAAAAGUGAUAGGAUUUUCAACACCAGCAUCUUGUUUACGACGAACUGUUUAUCAUAGAAAGAGAUCCCGGCUUCCUCGAACAAGGAACACCUAAACACUGAUCAAUAUUUACAUACAUGUUAAAUAGCUUUGACCACUCGUAUUGUGGAGUCCAACAAUUGUUAUUACACAGAUGACAGCCCUUUUACCCAGUUCAGUAGAGUGUUUGAUAGAUAGCACCCUUCAAUUUAUGAUUUGAUAGCCUUGAAGGUUGCUCUUUAGUCGCUCGUUACUAUUGAUGAAACGCCAAAGUUCAGGACUGAAGUAGCGAGUAUCAUUCAGUUAUUAGUCACGAAAACGUUUAAGCUAAGUUUGCACGGAUAUCAUGAUCUUAAUCACCGAAACAAGAUCUCUGAACCACAAGACACAAGUUGUGUCCCUUUCUCAUUGAUUUCGUUGCACGAGGCAAUCGAAGGCGGCGAAACAUUUCUGCCUUAGGUGAAAUCUUGGAUAGUUGCAUGCCCCCCUCCAGAGUUAUAUUGCGCCAGAGUAUUUUCCCUUAACUUAACCUUUAAAGAAAAGCUCAAAACCCAGCCUUAAAUUUUGUUGGAGGAAACGAAAAAGUGGAGGGUAAAUGAACUGAGCGAAACAUGCAUAUAUUAAGUAGAAUUCAUAUUGUGUAAUA